Messenger RNA from Neoarthrinium moseri, 684 nucleotides. RefSeq lists its product as uncharacterized. Gene Ontology annotation, cellular component: extracellular region. The transcript has 2 exons. The record is from RefSeq and is a predicted model, not a curated record. Bases 1 to 684 code for a protein of 227 amino acids. NCBI's taxonomy places the organism in Eukaryota, Fungi, Ascomycota, Sordariomycetes, Amphisphaeriales, Apiosporaceae.
AUGCGUUUCUCAACUGCUUUGACUCUUGCGGCGGCCCUGAUGGGCGUCGACGCGUCCUGCGGGCGCGGCAGGCGGAUCUCCACUUAUCCCGUCGCUGGCGGACCUCCUGCAACUACCGCUCCGGCCACCACCGUUGCGGCACCGGUCCCGACUACGUCCCUGGUUCCCACCACAUUCGCGACGCUGACCAAGACCACCGAGGAGGCCCCGUCUCCCACCAGCGCCGCGCCCCCGGCGGCAACCACCAGUGCGCCUCCGUCCACCGGCCUCACCCAGGACCAGCAGAACGCACUCGAUGCGCACAACAGCGCCCGCAGCGAGAUCGGCUCCGCCGCCCUCGUCUGGGACUCGAGCCUUGCCGCCGAUGCCCAGGCAUGGGCCGAGCACCUUGUCUCCGUGGGCUCUCUCACCCACUCCGAUGUCUCGGGCCAGGGCGAGAACCUUUACAUGGGCUACGACAGCACGCCCCUCGUCAGCGCCGCCAACGGCUGGAUCGCUGAGAAGUCUAGCUACAACGGAGAGGCCAUCUCGUCGACCAACUACAUGAGCUUCGGCCACUACACCCAGGUUGUUUGGGGCUCGACGACCCACGUCGGUAUGGCCUCAGCCUCCGACUCUAGCGGUGCCGUCUACGUCGUCGCUCGCUACUCGCCCCCGGGUAACAUGAUUGGUGAGACCCCGUAA